Messenger RNA from Gloeophyllum trabeum ATCC 11539, 1574 nucleotides. RefSeq lists its product as uncharacterized. Lineage: Eukaryota; Fungi; Basidiomycota; Agaricomycetes; Gloeophyllales; Gloeophyllaceae. The transcript has 2 exons. The record is from RefSeq and is a predicted model, not a curated record. Bases 33 to 1472 code for a protein of 479 amino acids.
GGGCAGCAGACAUUUUCUGUUGGCGAACUGGCAUGAGCACCGACAAUGGCCCAUCGCGCCCGCAGGACCCGUCGGGCGUGCGCAUCGUCCUCGGCCGGCUAGGCAUCCCCGCAUGGCUCCUGCAGCGGCCCAAGCUGCCCUCCCGCAACUGGCUCAUCUUCCUCUCCGUCACCUCGUCCGUCGCCGGCUGCUACAUCUACGACCGCCGCGAGUGCAAGCGCAUCCGGCGCGAAUACGAGGAUAGGGUGCGCUGGCUCGCCGAGGAGCCGCUCGCGAGCAGCGACCUCCCGCGCAAGGUCGUCGUGUACGGCGCCAAGUGGCCCGGCGACGACGACUGGGACCGCGCGAUGCGCUACUUUCGCAAGUAUGUCAAGCCGAUUCUCGUGGCCGCGGCGGUGGACUAUGAUAUGAUCAAGGGUCAGCGGCACGGCGACAUCGCGCGGCGCCUCGCCGACGAGGUGAAGGCGCACCGCCGGCUCGCGCUGGGGCUCGACAAGCCCAAGGAGUCGAUCAUGCCGCUCCCGACGGACCAAUCACCUGAAGCUGUCCGCCGGCGCGAGCUCGACGGCGGGCUCGUCAUCGUCGGCCGCCCGACGUUCAAGGAGUUCAUGGCCGGCCUGAAAAGCGGGUGGAGCGAGAGCGCGCGGAGGGUGGAUCGGGAGGAGGAGCUGGCGCGCGUGCUGGCGGACGACGGCGUGUUCGACGAGCCGGAGCCCGAGGUGGGGGACGUGGGCGCGCUGGACGGCGAGCCCAUCCCGACGCCGUCGAAGCUCCCGCCGUCUGCCGGUGUGUACUCGCCCUUCCAGGCGAUCGCGCAGCAGCGCGCGGCACCGAAGCCUCGCUCCCGGGAAGAGGAGGCCACGAGCGAAUUGCUCGAUACGCCGCCCGGGACCAUCACGCCCCUGCCGCCGCUGCUGCUCGUCCCGUUCACGAACUACCUCGGGUUCAAGCAGAUCCCGUACAUGCUCUGGGACUUCUUCACCGAGCGGAAAAAAGUCCAGGCGGGCGCCGAGGCGGCGUACAAGCUUAUCAUGAAGCACACGCGCCCCUUCCACGGGCCCUCUGACGUCCCGCCCGCAAACGAAUCGAAUUUCAUCACGCCAGCAGGCUCGGACCUCGACUUCGACGCCGCCGUGGAGCAGUACUACAAGUCCUCCACGCACAAGCUGCCCGACGAGAUCGCCAAGGCGCGGGCGGACUACUACGCCGCGCUCCCCGCGCGCCUCAAAGCGGCGCGCGACCUCGCGCGCGGGCUGCGCGAGCCCACCAAGGAGGAGCGCGCGAACCCGCCACCGACGGAGGUCGAGCUGCGCAGCGAGCGCAUGCGGAAGGAGCUGAGGUGGCGGAGCGACGAGGAAGGAUGGGAGAUUAUCAGGCCGGACCGGCCUGUUGCGUGGGACGAGCGGUUUAGGGAUGCGUUGAAGGUCUUUGUGGACCCGCCCAGGGAAGAGGAGAGGCGUGAGUCGGAUUAGAGCGCACGACAUGACAAACUUUAUAAUUGCAUAAUACGACUUUUGCUUCACUGCUCGCUCGUACAGGGUUCGUUGACAGGCCAAAUGGCACGACAUUUCGGC